Molecule: messenger RNA, 3382 nt
Organism: Phasianus colchicus (ring-necked pheasant)
Lineage: Eukaryota; Metazoa; Chordata; Aves; Galliformes; Phasianidae
Product: guanylate-binding protein 1-like
Molecular function (GO): GTP binding; GTPase activity
Source: RefSeq, a predicted model, not a curated record
ACUUUGGGGCAGCGCGGGGUUUUCUGGGAAAGCACAGGAAGCAGCGUCUGAGGGCGGGCCGGAGGGGGGUUUUCCUGUUCUGUUUGCAGACAGCAGCAAAACCAUGGAGGCCACGGUGCCCAAAAUGUCAGCUCCGCUCUGCCUGGUGCACAACGAGGACUGCAGGCUGUCCCUCAACCCCGCAGCGCUGGCAGUUCUGCGCAGUGCCACUCAGCCAGUGGUGGUGGUGGCCGUUGUUGGACUUUUUAGCACUGGGAAGUCCUUCCUGACGAAGCGGAUGGCACAGAAUUGCACCGGCACCCCACUGGGCAAUGCGGUGCAGAAGAAAACAAAGGGUAUCUGGAUGUGGUGUCUGCCCCACCCGUGCAAACCUGGCGUGAUGCUGGUGCUGCUGGACACCGAGGGGCUGAGAAACCCCUGCAAAGAGGACGACCGCAACGAUGCCUGGAUCUUCACGUUGGCUCUGCUGCUUUCCAGCACCCUGGUGUACAACAGCAUGCGCACCGACAGCCGGACGAUGCUGGGGAGCUUGUGUUUGCUGACGGAUCUGAGGAAUUACGUGCGCGUGCGAGCGCAGGAGGAUGGCACUGACCCAGCAGAUGAGUUCGCCCGUGUCUUCCCUGACUUCGUCUGGGUCGUGCGUGACUUCAGGCUGCAGGAGGGCGAGCGGCCCAUCAGCGCGGACGAGUACCUGGACCAGAUACUGCGCCCACAGAUCUGGUUCAUUCUACAGGGGAACAGCAAGGUGCGGCACUGCCUACGCAACUUCUUCCCCCACCAUAAGAUGUUCAUGAUGGAGCGGCCGGUGGCUGGCAAAGACGUGGCACAGCUGGAGAUGCUGCGGGACGAUCAGCUACAGCUACGCUUCCGGCAACAGGAGGAGGCCUUCUGCCAGCACAUCUGGAAAGAGGCUCCAGUGAAGAUGCUGCUGAACAACAGCCCGGUGACAGGCAGAAUGCUGGCGUGCUUGGUGGAGACUUAUGUGGAAGCCAUCACCAACGGCUCCGUGCCCUGCGUGGAGAGCGUGCACAUGGCGGUGGCAGAAGCUGAGAACAACGCAGUGGUGGAGGCGGCGGCGGCCGAAUACCGGCGGGGCAUGGAGCAGGACCUGGAGCUGCCCACGGCCUCGCUCAACGCGCUGAUGGCCGUGCACCACAACUGGAAGAAACACGCCAUCACCUUCUUCCUGUCCCAAGCCUUUGACAAAACCGAACAGCUUUACCAGGCGCUGCUGAUGGACAAACUGGAGGUGGCCAAAGAGGAGUUCUGCUGGCGCAACGAGAAAGCGUCGGAGCAGCGGUGCUGUGAGGUGCUGAAGGAGCUGUGGGGGGACAUGGAGCUCCGCAUGCAGCGCGGGGACUACGUGGUGCCGGGGGGGGUGUGGCUGUUCAAGAAGGACCUGAAGCGUAUGCAGGAGGAGUACAAGAGGAGGCCCAACAAGGGUGUCAAGGCAGAGGAAGUGCUGGAGAAGUUCCUGCGGGAGAAGGGACUGGAGAUGACCGAGACGUGGAUAGAUUGGGUGGACCAGCAGUGUAAGGCGGUGCUGGCUGAGGCGACAGCUGUCACGCAGGCUGUGGAGAAGCAGCUGGAGGAGCAGCAGCAGCAGCAGGCGAUGUUGGCUGAGGUGAUUGCAGCGAAAAAAGCAGUGGAGAUGCAGCUGAAAGAGCAGCAGGAGCAGCAGCAGGUGAUGUUGGCUGAGGUGACUGCAGCGAAAAAAGCAAUGGAGAAGCAGCUGCAGGAGCAGCAGGAGCAGCAGCAGGUGAUGUUGGCUGAGGUGUCAGCAGCCAAGAAGGCGGUGGAGAAGCAACUGAAGGAGCAGCAGCAGCACCAGCAGCAGCAGCAGGUGAUGUUGGCUGAGGUGACUGCAGCCAAGAAGGUGAUGAAGAAGCAGCUGGAGCAGCAGCAGCAGCAGGUGACCCUGACCAAGGUGACAGCUGCCCAAGAGGCAGCAGAGGCACGGCUGGAGGAGCAGCAGCAGCAGGUGGUGAUGGCUGAGGUGACAGUGGUCAUGAAGGUUGUGGAGAGGCAGCUGGAAGAGCGCUGGCAGCAGUGGACGCAGCAGCUGCAGGAGGAGCAGAGCCUCAUGCUGUCCCAACGCCUGGAGGAGUUCGAGGUACGGCUGCAGGAGAGCCAUGGGCGCGAGGCGGCGGCGCUGCAGCAGGUGGAGCUGACGCAGGAGGAGGAGCAGACAGCGCCCUCCUGGCGCUCCACGCUCCUGAAAUUCCUGGACAAAGUGGUCGUGCCGAUCCUGAUCAGAGUGGUCAACAGCAUAGUGAACAACGCCGCCUAAAUGGACUCCUGUAAGCUGUGGAGCAGCCCCCUGCCUGCUGCUGCCACAGUAAUCCUGAUGGCACUACACAGAAGUUGUCAUUUUGGGGCAGCGCGGGGCGCUCCGGGGAAGCAGGGAACCUGGGGGGGGGGGAUUGGACGUGGUGAUAAUUGUGAAACAGUGACAUGGUGACAAUGGUGACAAUUGUUAUGUGAUAACGGCAGUGACACAGAAAGGCUCCGGCCCCCCAGGGAUCAGUAAGGUGUGAGGGGUGGGGGUACCUCAGGCCACGUCCCUAUGGGAUGGUUGGAGAGGAUCCACCCCCCAUGGGGAUAACAGGAGGAAAAUGUGGGGUGCACUGGGACGUGGAGGAGGGGGCCACAGGAACACACAUGGGCACUAUGAGAGUUCCUUGGGGACUGGGGGGAGGGGAGGAGCGCAGGGACCUUUGGGGACACUGACAUGAGGGGGCCCAAAGUGCCAUUGGGAUCCCAUAGGGACCCAAGGGGGCUGUGAUACCAUCCCCAGACUGCCCCAGAAUGGUCCCAAAAUGUCAACUAUCAGUCAACCAUUACACCAGUGACUUCUUGGUCACCAGGGCAUGGCUGCUGGCUCACAGUCAGCUGCUGGCCACCAGGUCCCCAAGGGUCUCCACAGAUCUCCUUUCCAGCAGCUCAGCCCGACCUGCACUGAUGAUGUGGUUGUUCUUCUCCAGAUGUAGGGCUCUACAGCUGCCCACACUGAACCUCGCCAGGUUCCUCCACGCCUGCCCAGCUCCCCUGCAUGGCAGCAUGGUGUUCUGCUGCGUCAGCCACUGCUCCCAGCUUUGGGCCAUCAGCAGACUUACAGAGGGUGGAUUCUUCCCCUUCCUCCAGGGCACUCGUGAAGAUGUUGAACAAGACCGGACCCAGCACGACCCGAGGAGAUUCUGCCAGUUUUGCUCCGUUUUUGCUGUUGGUGGCACUCGAGUUGUCCAUGGUGGUGCUCAGGAUGCUGGCUGCAGCGCCCAAGAUGCUGGUGGCAGCACUCAGGACGGGGAUGCACUGAUGGGGCAUCCCAAACGUAGGGCUUAUUUUAUACUAAAAACGGCACAGUAAAACCGUAUUUGUUUUA